AUGUCCAAUUCCUGCAAAGAGUUCAGAAUCAGUGAAACUGUCAAAAAUAUUUCUCGUUUUAUUGAUAAAGAGGAUUACUUCACUGACACGGAAGAACGCUUCAAUAUUCCAUGGAGAAUGGGAAUAAGGAAGAGAAAUGGAUAUUUUGAGUUUUAUUUGAGAUGCGAAAAGGACGAAUGCGAAAACAGAAAAUGGUCAAUUGAAACUGAGUUAACACUGAAAUUGAUUUCGUGUAAUGGAAAAAGUUUGACAAAAACAGGGACUUACACAUUUGAAAAGCCGAUUGGAAACGGUUGGUCUGACUUCAUCAGUUGGAAGGAAUUGAAAAGUGAUUAUAUGGUUGAUGAUAGUAUUGUAGUUGAAGCUCAUGUCAAAAUAUUCAAAAUAACUGACUCUCCGUGCACUGAAAACGAAAACCAGAAAAUAUUUCUGUUGAAUCACACCGUUAGAAAUGUUUCGAGUAUUAAAGAAGGUAGUAACUAUUUCACCAAAACUGAGAAACGAUUCAAUAUUCCAUGGAGUCUACGAAUUCAUAGAGAAAAUGGGUUUUUUGGAUUAUGUUUGCAAUGUGAAAAAGAACAGUCCAAUAGAAGGAACUGGACAGUUGAAGUGGAUUACAAGCUAAAACUAAUCUCCGUAAAUGGUCAAAACGUAUCUCUCCAACUAAGAUACAUUUUCAACAAGCCAUAUGGUUAGUAACCCAUUGGUUACGGCUUGGAUAAACUUAUACGAUGGGAUGAUAUGCUAGAGAAGUACGUAGUGAACGACAGUAUUAUAAUUGAAGCUCACGUUAAGAUAACUAAAAUGACUGGAUGUGAAGAGGAUACAAGUAUUGAUGACCUGGACGAUGAAUUCUCUGAUUGUGUCAUCAAUGUCGGAGGGAAAAACUAUACUGUGAAAAGACAAU
This is a messenger RNA of Caenorhabditis elegans, 907 nucleotides long. RefSeq names its product MATH domain-containing protein (gene math-44). The transcript has 4 exons. NCBI's taxonomy places the organism in Eukaryota, Metazoa, Nematoda, Chromadorea, Rhabditida, Rhabditidae. The coding region runs from base 1 to 696 and encodes 231 amino acids. The record is from RefSeq and is marked reviewed.